AUGACGUGUCAGCAAUUGGAUUGCAUGCAACGACAUGCUGAAGGACAUGGCGAUUUGUGGCAUAAGCAAGCCAGUAUUUUGAAUGAGACUCAUCAAAAGACUGAUACAACAGCUGCGGUCUGUCGGACAGCUUAUACAAGAGGGGCAGUAGCGGUGGCGGCAACAGCAGCGGCAACUGCGACAAUAGACAUCGCACCGGACACCUUGGCACCCGAUUCCUUAGUAAAUGGUACAACAGCGGCGGCGGGGGCGGCGAUAACGGAGGUGCUGGCAACACCUACAACAGUUAACGCUGAUAUUGCCUGCUCGACUGGCGAUUCAAUUGUAGCAGCUGUUGGUGGUUGUGUACUCGGUGCACCGAUGUUAACUGUAACAGGUGGCAGUGGUGGUGAUGGCAUGCAGGUAGAAAUUGCAGCGACUUCCGCUCUAUGUGCAAAUCGAAGCCAAGUAGCUAAGGCAGCAACGGAAAUGAAAGCAACCACAACAUGCAAUGGCAGUGGCAACAACAAUAGCAACAACAGCAGCAGCAACAAUAGUACAACCAGCAGCAAUAGUAGUCAUGCAAUAGGUGCGAGUAGAAAAAUAAUUACAUCGGCAGCAACACUAGCAACUACUGCUGCAGUUAGAUCAACGGGAAUUCGUGGUGAAGCUGCACAUGCAACUGGAACUGGAACUACGACUACAGCAACAACUAGUGCGACAGCGACGAAACCAAAUGAUUGGGUUGUGAUUCCGGUAUUUGCGGAUAUUGUUAAAUUGGCACUGGCCGGACGCGAGGAAUGCCUUCAGCGGUAA
This is a messenger RNA of Rhagoletis pomonella (apple maggot), 795 nucleotides long. RefSeq names its product cell wall protein IFF7-like. Lineage: Eukaryota; Metazoa; Arthropoda; Insecta; Diptera; Tephritidae. The transcript has a single exon. The coding region runs from base 1 to 795 and encodes 264 amino acids. The record is from RefSeq and is a predicted model, not a curated record.